CUGGUCUCUCAGGCGGGUAGAGGCACAUCUACCUCCGCGUCGCGCUCUUGUAUUCUGCUGGGGUUUUGUUCUUGGGGUUGCCCAAUAUGGCUGCAGUUGUUACCAGACACAAGCAUUUCGGUCAAGAAUACCUCAGUACUGAGUCUAAAUAUGUUGUUCGGGAGUACUCCAGCUCUGCGGCUGAAGAGGUGAAAUAUCAAUACCAAACACAGAAGAGAAUCCAGGGAGUGGUGGAGAAGAAGAUGCCUGAGAAAUACAUCCGUGAGGAGUCCAUGAUCAGGGGCCCCAAGUUUGUGGUUAGACUGAGGUCCCACACAGUGUAUGAAAACAGUGCUAUUAAACUUUUCUGCACUGUGGAGGGAUAUCCCACCCCACAAGUCAAAUGGUUCGAGGAUGAUGUCAUCUUGGACAUUUCCUCUGGAAAGUACUUUGUGGAGAGCAAUGCAGGAUUCCAUGCCCUCACCAUCCUCAAGUGUGCAACUGAUGACACUGCAAUGUACACGGCUGUAGCCUCAAACUCGCAUGGACAGGCUUCUUCCCAGGCCUCCAUCAUUGUGAAGAGGUGCAAAGAGGAAGAAAAGUCCACUCCUUAUUCCUGGAUGCCUUACCAGUAUGCCAUUUUACCUGAAAUCAAGUAUACGAAGAUUAACAUCACCUACACUGAGACGUUUGACGUGACAUUUGGAAAAGAAGGCGAUAAGGUCACUUUGACCUGCAAGAUGACCAUUAACCCCAACCUGGCUAACCUUCAGCCUGAGGCGCUGUGGUACAGAGAUGAGCAUCUCCUGAAAGAGUCCAGGUGGGUGAAAAUAGAGUCUGGCGGAGGUGUUGCCAAGCUCACGCUUACUCAACUCGCUAAGGAUGAUGAGGGUCUUUACACCCUCCGCAUGGUGACCAAGGGAGGCGAUGCGGUCCACAGGGCUUACGUCUUCGUUGAUGAUGGUCCACCUCCAGUUCCUCAAGCUCCCGGAGCCCCAAUGGACAUUAAGAUCCAUGAUGCAAAUAGAGAUUAUGUCAUUGUGUCCUGGAAACCUCCUAACACCACCACUGAAGGCCCCAUCGUUGGAUACUUUGUUGACAGAUGUGAAGUUGGAACAGAGAACUGGGUGCAGUGUAACGACUCCCCUGCGAAGAGCUGCAAAUAUCCCGUGCAGGGCCUGUUUGAGGGACACUCUUAUUACUUUCGCGUACGUGCCAUCAACUCUCGAGGCAUUGGCAGACCCUCCAGAAUGUCUGAGCCCAUUGCUUCUCUGGACCCUACAGAGUUUGAGAGACUUCAUGCCACAAAACUUGGUGGAAGACUUGACAUUGUGACUUACUAUGAUGACCUUGAAGCCGAGGGAAAAGCUCCAGGAACUCCCUCUAAAGUCUGUGCUUCAGAGACGGACCGAACAUAUGUUGUGCUCAGUUGGGUCCCUCCAGUCUACCAUAACAAAGCCCCCAUGUGGUAUUACAUUGAGAAGCUUCAAGUUGGAGCUGGAUCCUGGCAGAGAGUGAACACUAAAGUACCCAUCAGAUCUCCUCGCUAUGCCGUCUUCGACCUGCUAGAGGGAAAGGACUAUCAGUUCCGUGUGCUAUCCGCUAACAUGUAUGGCGUCAGUGAGCCUUCUGAGCCCUCCAGUACUGUAACAACCCUGCAACUGAAGGGUGUGCCCUCGGCUCCUGGACAAGUCAUUGCAACCAGAGAGACAGACACUUCUGUUCUAAUCCAGUGGGCGCCUCCAAAGGAUCCCAAUAACCUGAUUGGAUAUUACAUUGAUUCUUGUGUGAAAGGAUCUAAAGACUGGACCUCUGCCAAUCACAAGCCCCAUAAGCAGACCAGGUUUGUUGUGCACGGACUGACCACCGGUGAGACGUAUGUCUUCCGCGUUCAAGCCAUCAAUGAGCUGGGCCUCAGCGACGAAUCCCAGGAAUCGGCCCCUCUUUCUGUGAGAGCUGCUCUUAAGCUGCCCUCUUCCCCUUAUGACAUCUCUCUUCUCUACUGUGAUGGGGAAUCCAUGGUGCUCAACUGGAAGCUGCCCAUCCAUUCUGGAGGAGCAGAGGUCACUGAUUAUUACAUUGACAAAUGCAAUGUGGCCAAGAAGACAUGGAAGGAGGUCAACAUCCCACCCAUUAAGGAAAGACUGAACAAGACUGGAGGUCUGACAGCUGGGUCAGUGUACCAGUUUAGGGUCUAUGGAGCUAAUUUGAUUGGACUGGGUGAUGCCUCGACCCCUAGCGCUCCCUUCAGAUGUGAGGCUUGGACCAUGCCUGAGCCAGGUCCAACCUAUGACGUGACCUUCACUGAAGUAAGGGAUGAUUCGGUGGUGGUGGAGUGGAAGGCUUCUGUUUACAGCGGCGCCAGUGCCAUCACUGGAUACUUUGUUGAGAAAUCCAAGAAAGGCUCUAAUACCUGGAGCAAAGUCAGCGAAAGUUCAGUCAACCACUGCUAUCUUAAGGUCAAGGGUCUAGAGACAGGCGAAUCUUAUGUGUUCCGUGUGCAGGCAGAGAAUGCCCAGGGCAUUGGUGUUGCUUCAACCCCCUCUGACCCUGUGUGCAUCAAGGCACUGCCAGGCACCCAGGAAAUCAAAUGUGGCGUCGAUGAGGAAUCAGGUGACAUUUAUCUCUCUUUUGAGAGCUGCCAAAUGAUGGAGAAAUCAAAGUUUGCGUGGAAGAAGUCCUACCAAGAAAUUACAGACUUCUCUAAGGGAAUCGUUGUCAAGACAUCAGGCAGCCACUCAACUUUGCUUUUUAAGAACCCAGACAAAGAGGAUUUGGGCACAUACUCUGUGUCUGUUACACAUACUGAUGGUGCCUCCGCCAGCUACAAGAUCUUAGCAGAAGAGCUGGAGAAGAUGCUGGCCCUCAGCUAUGACAUACGCAACCCAAUUAUUCCUCUGAAGACUGAACUGGCCUAUAAGAUUCUAGAGAGAGGCCGUAUGCGCUUUUGGCUGCAAGCUGAGGGCAUCUCCUCUGCUGUGACCUACAAAUUCUUUGCCAAUAACAAGGAGCUUGUCAACUGUGAGCAAACUAAAAUGAGUCACGAUGCAGCUACGGGCAUUAUUGAGAUGGUGAUGGAUCAUUUCACUGACGACAGCGAGGGCACUUUCACCGUGCAGAUCCAAGAUGGCAGAGCCAAGGCCCAGUCCUCUCUGGUGCUGAUCGGAGACGCCUUCAAGGCAGCGCUGGCUGAGGCGGAAUAUCAAAGGAGGGAGUACAUUCGUGUGAAAGAGGGCCCUCACUUUAUGGAGUUCCUGUCCACUCAAAUUGGGGAUAAUGCCUCUGUCACUCUUGUUUGCAAGGUGGCUAAUUUGAAGAAGGACUCUGUGUUCCAGUGGUAUAAGGACGAUGUAGAGGUGAUUCCUGAGGUGCCUGCCGACUUGAGCUCAGGAGUCUGCAAGUUCCCCCUUACUAAUUUUUCCAAGAAGGAUGUGGGACUAUAUAAAGCAACCAUCACUGAUGACAGAGGCCAAGAUGUGUCACAGAUUGAUGUUUCUGGCAAAGCUUUUGAUGACAUCAUUAACGAGCUCAGUCAUAUCUCUGGAUCCAGCGCCUCUGAGUUGUCGAUUCAGUGCACUGCGGAGGGCAUUAUGCUUCAGUGCCAUAUGAAAUAUUACACCGAGGAGAUGAAGAUCCAUUGGAAACAAAAGGAUUCUAAAAUCAGUGCAUCAGAAAGGAUGAGAAUUGGUGGCAACCCAGCAAUGGCAACUUUGGAGAUAGUCGAAACGACUGAUAAGGAUAAAGGAAUGUACACUAUUGAGAUUGUGGAUCCCGAGAAGACGCAUUCUCGUACCCUUGACCUCUCCGGAGAACUAUACAACAAUGCCUACGCAGAAUUCCAGAGACUCAAAGUGGAAGCAUAUGCUGAAAAGAAUCGUGGCAAAGUGGUUGGUGGUCUUCCUGAUGUUGUAACUAUCAUGGAAAAGAAGACUCUGAGUCUGACCUGCACAGUCUGCGGUGACCCCAAACCUCUGGUCAGCUGGUCUAAGAACGAUCAAGAAUUAGAACUCAGUGAUCAGUACGUCAUUGCCAUGGACUCGGGCAAGUUCGCCAGCCUCACCAUCAAAGGCGUUUCCCUGGAGGACUCCGGCAAGUACACCAUGACGGUCCUAAACAAGUACGGCGGCGAGUCGGUGGACAUCAUUGUCAGCGUGUACAAACACGGCGACAAGAUUCCAGACAUCAAACCCACACCCUCACCCAAGAGGAUCAUGCCUCCCACAGUUCCCAUCGUAAUUCCCACUGCCAAGGCUGCCACCCCUGCCCCUGCUGCGGCCAAGUCUCCGGCUCCUCCCCAAAAUGCCAAAUCCUCUGCAGCACCCCGCGGCAUGAAAUCCCCCACUCCCACCAGGAAGAAGUAACAGCACACCUCUUUCCUCUCGCUCACCCCAACAACACAAAAACGCCUAGAUUUACAUUUCUGGUAGGAAAUAUCAGUGUUUGCAAGGCAGCAAAGGAAGUUUAGGUUAAGGUUUUAAUUUUGAUUUGGUGUAAACAAAAUUACGUUUUGCCACCAUCAUGACACAGCACAUCAUGUUUUCCCCCGCCUGUAAACAGGAAUCAGCAUAGUUCAUUAUAUGGCUAUAAAAGAGUAAAGAUGAUUUUUCUGAUGUUAAAAUUAUUUCUGACAUUAGCUGCAUCCAAAAUCACAUACUGCACAGUAUGCAUGCGCAUACUACAUUUGUUUGAAACUUACUUCACAACCAUUAAAAAAGUAUGUUCUGUAUAUCAUGAACAUGGGUAGUGUGAAUCAAAUUCACACUUGUUCUUACUGUCACUUGACCUACCAGCAUCAAUGUCAUUGCUUCACUGCCAUUCAAAACUUGUCUUCUACGGCUUCAUGGGAUAGUUGAGAGUCCAUCCAAUGUGCACUCUCGAUUCUUGGUAGAUAAAGUAGGUAAUCUGAGUACUUUUUGCUUGCUGUUUUUCAAAUACGAUGAAUUUGGACCUACUACUCUUUUGGUGUACUGGUUUUCGCAUACUAUGGAAGAAGUAGUAUUCCACAAGAACAGAAGUAGGCAUAUUCCGAUUCAGUGUUUGACUCUGUUGUUUGAGCAUUAAGACCAGCUCGACACAUCAACUUUUGCACAACCAAUGUUGUGAGUUUAGGGUGGGGUUAUUCAUCUGUGCUGGAGUGCUUGAAACCUGGUUGAAAACUAUUCCAUUUGGUGACACUAAUGAUGGAGAAUUUACACACUUUAACUGAAGACAAGACCAGUUGCAAUCUAGUAUGCAAAAAUAAGUAAAUAAAUAAAAAUAAACUGAAAUGACUUAAAAUGAUCUAAAAAAGAAAAAAAUUCUGUACCUGUACGAAAAGUGGUUUGGGCCGAACAAAUUAUAGAACUACUUAAGUUUGAGGUUUAGACACUGAAUUCCUAAAACAUUAGGAAUUCAGUGAUAUGAAAUUUCUGCCUGAUACCAAUAUGCUGAUAACUAUUUUGAUGUUACGACCAAUAACCAAUAAAUAAUUCAUAGUAAAAUUGUAUUUUGUGCAAUAAAUAAACACUGAAAUAAAAUCAACAAGUAAAUGUAGGCAUCAUCUUCAUAUUAUAAAUUAAACUAGGAAAGACUAAAUUAUUAAUGCUAUUGAAAAUUUACGUUAAGUGAGCAUUAGACGAUGGCAAAUUUAAACUAAACAUAAACAUUUGUCAGAAGUGAACAUGCACAAAUAAUAUCCAAUAUUGAUCAAGGCCAAAAAAAGUAAAAACCUAUAAUAUCAACAAAUAUGUUGUGCAUCGCUCAAACUCUGACCAGAAUAAUUGAGGAAUAUCAAUAUUAUGCUGCCUUGCAAACACUGUGAUUGAACUGUAGUGCAUAAAUCAGUGAAUAAAGAGAGUAGAAUUGUAAAGUAGGUAGUAUUUUUCACCCAAAAUGCAUCAUCGUAUCAUAAAAUGAGCAAGCAUCUAGUAUGAAAAGAAAAAGAGUAGGAAGUACGUGUGAGGGAGGGUGGGGCAAGUUAUAUUUAGUGCCACGAAAAAAAUGUGUGAAACAGUUUGUCAUCUGGGUUGCCUAAGCUGAGUGGGCCUCUAAUGAAUUUGGCUCCUUCUCCCCUGAGGUGCUUGGGAGGAAAGCUUUGAUGUUAGUUUAUUAAAUCUCUGUUUAAAAGCUGCUCUUUCAGUUAGCCACUGGAAUCCGGAGGCUUUUUUGCUUUCUCCGGUGGAUGGAUGGCCUGAGAGUGCAGGACCUCCACUUAGCCCCCAGCUACAGCCACGAUACCAUCAGUGCUCCUCUCAACCUCGUCUCACGUGCUCGCCCUUUUCUCCUGGUUUUGUGUUAAUAAAAGAGUUGGAAAUCA
Sinocyclocheilus anshuiensis is the source of this 6274-nucleotide messenger RNA. Its product is annotated as myomesin-2-like. NCBI's taxonomy places the organism in Eukaryota, Metazoa, Chordata, Actinopteri, Cypriniformes, Cyprinidae. The record is from RefSeq and is a predicted model, not a curated record. Gene Ontology annotation, molecular function: protein binding. The transcript has 36 exons. The coding region runs from base 87 to 4340 and encodes 1417 amino acids. Gene Ontology annotation, biological process: sarcomere organization. Gene Ontology annotation, cellular component: M band.